This is a messenger RNA of Seriola dumerili (greater amberjack), 697 nucleotides long. It is a transcript of the gene tcf15, whose product is annotated as transcription factor 15-like. The transcript has 2 exons. Gene Ontology annotation, biological process: regulation of transcription by RNA polymerase II; developmental process. The record is from RefSeq and is a predicted model, not a curated record. NCBI's taxonomy places the organism in Eukaryota, Metazoa, Chordata, Actinopteri, Carangiformes, Carangidae. The coding region runs from base 145 to 684 and encodes 179 amino acids. Gene Ontology annotation, molecular function: DNA-binding transcription factor activity, RNA polymerase II-specific; protein dimerization activity; RNA polymerase II transcription regulatory region sequence-specific DNA binding.
GCGUAUUAAAAACGUCUUUUUUUUCACAGGUGGUUUUACGCAGCCUUUUGUGCCAUAUUUGGGAUGUAUGAAAAGUCCCCGCGUUUGUUUUGGGACUAAAUCUAACAGAGGACUUGGAGCUGGGGGGACUGGUGACUUUUAAUCAUGACUUUUGCCAUGCUGCGGCCCGUGGCGACGCACUUAAUCUAUUCAGACUUCGCUCUCAUGUCCGAGGAUGAUGAAAACCGCAGCGAAAGCGACGGCAGCUCGGAGCAGAGUUACUGCGACUCCAGCGAGAAGCGCAGGAGGAUUUCACGCAAACUGGAAGGAGAAUCCGCUGUGGUCAUGAAGCAGAGGAGCGCCGCUAACGCCAGGGAGAGAGGCAGGACCCAGAGUGUCAACACCGCGUUCACAGCUCUCCGGACUCUCAUACCCACCGAGCCGGUGGACAGAAAGCUCUCCAAGAUUGAAACUCUUCGCCUGGCGUCUAGCUACAUUUCCCAUCUGGCCAACGUGCUUCUCAUUGGAGACGGCUGCGUCGACGGACAGCCGUGCCUCGGCGCGGUGCAUGUGCAAGGAGAGAGCGGGGCGAAGCAGCCGCGGACCAUCUGCACCUUCUGCUUGAGCAACCAGAGAAAAGGGAUAAAAGAUGGAAAAGACUGUUUAAAAAUGAGAGGGCUGGGUCCACUGCGAAUGAGACGCUGACUGAAGACCAGCG